CUGAGGCCGUCAAUAAAUUAAACUGACCCUGUCACGCACAGACACUGACACACAUCGCUGAUCUCGUGAGAGUCUGAGCUCUGCCCCGACUCUUUCCUCUCGCGGGUCACUGUCAAGCUACAGUCCAGACAUCCCUGACCUCUACAGCGGCGAGGAGGUCACGUCUCAGUCCAGAUGUUCCUCGGCCCACCGCUGGAUCCUCCUCGCCGGGUCGAUGCAGCGCAGCGAGCGCCUGAUACCCAGGGACAGGAAAGUCAGAGUCAAAGUGGUAGUCGUGGAAACAUCCACCCACCGAUCGAUGAAGUUCUGUGUGUGUGUGUGUGUGUGUGUGUGUGUGUGUGUGUGACCCCCUGUCCCACAUUCAGACGACACAGACCACGGACCCCCCUGCCGCCCCCACCCUCCCUCCUCCUGGUCGUCCACAGCCGAGCAGACAGAAGCAGAGUCCCAGACGCAGUGACUGAGGACGGGAGAGGAGACGACCACGACGACCCGAGAGAAGAUGGAGAAACAAGGCGUCCGACUCCGGCUGCUUCUGCUCCUCGGCCUGCGGCUCGGAGCAGCUGCUGCAGGCCUGCUGAAAGCUGACGGAGCCCAGGACGGAGGCGGCGGCGACACCAUCAGCCACUCCCUGACCCUGGUGCAGCGGCUGGAGGCCCUGCUGCUGCAGGGCAACGGCAGCGACGUGACGCUGCGCGUGGAGACGCCGAGCGCCGACGAGGUGAAGAUGAUCCAGGCCCACGCCCUGGUGCUCUCGCUGCAGAGCCCCGCGUUCGAGGAGAUGCUGCUGGGCCGCAACGGCAGCACGCUGGUGCUGAGGGAGAGCGCCGACUGCGCCGCCGUGUUCGACAAGUUCAUCAGGUAUCUGUACUGCGGCGAGCUCUCGCUGCGUCUGGACCAGGCCACGCCGCUGCACAAGCUGGCCUCCAAGUACCAGGUGCUGAGUCUCCAGCAGGGCGUCACCCAGUACAUGACCCGGAACCUGGCCCGGGACGCCCCGUCGGGCCACGCGGCGGGCUGGUACGAGUACGCCCUGCAGGCCGGGGACGUGACGCUGCGGGACAGCUGCCUCCAGUAUCUGGCCUGGAACCUGUCGUCGGUGCUGCAGAGCGGAGAGUGGGCGACCGUCAGCAGCCAGCUGCUCAUGUCGCUGCUGCAGCGCUCGGACCUCGUCCUGCAGAGCGAGAUGGAGCUCUUCGCCGCGCUGGAGGCCUGGAUCCUCCGGAACGAGCCGGACGGCUUGACGGCGGAGAACGCCUUGAGAGCCGUGCGCUACGCCAUGAUGCCUCCCAGGGAGCUGUUCCGCCUGCAGACGCAGUCCUCGGUCCUGGCUCGCUAUCAGGAGUCGGUGCGCGACCUGCUCUACAUGUCCUACCAGUUCCACUCGGCCUCGCCGCUGCACAUGGCCAAAUACUUUGACGUGAACUGCAGCCUCUUCGUGCCCAGGAACUACCUGUCCCCGGCGUGGGGGUCGCCCUGGAUCAUCAACAACCCCACGCGGGACGACCGCAGCACCAGCUUCCAGACGCAGCUGGGGCCCAGCGGCCACGACACCAGCAAGCGGGUGACGUGGAACGCCUUGUUCUCGCCGCGCUGGCUGCCCCUGACCCUGAGGCCCAUGUACACGGAGACGGGCGCCAUGCAGCCCACGCGCGUGGAGGGAGGGCGCCCGCGCAUCAUCAUCACCCCGGCCACGUCCAGCGCUGACUUCGCCGGGGUGAACUUCCAGAAGACGGUGCUCGUGAUGGCUCGGCAGCAGGGGAGGCUGGUGGUGAGGAACGUCUACAACUUCCACCAGAGCACGGAGGAGAACGGCGACUUCUUAGCCGAGGCCGACCUGUACCGCCGGACGUCGGAGUACCUCGUCGACAGCUCCCUCUUCCUCCACAUUGUGGUGAAGCCGCUCUACCAAACCCUCAUAACCGCCAAGAACUGACCCUCCUCCGCCCUCCUCUUCCUCAGCGUGUGACCUCCUCGCCAUCCUUCCCUAUUGAGGCGACAUCUCAGUCCCAUCACGUCAUGGGGACGCGGACCCGAGUCCCCCCCACGUGUGAUGCUGGGGUCGUAGGCCUCGUGAUUCGACGGCUGCCUUCGCUCGGCAGCUAACGCGAGCGUGAAUUCACGAGUAUCUGAGAGGAGUCUGUGAGUGUCUCUGGAAGGAUAAGGCUGGUGUGUUGCGGAUUCAUCCGCCGCUGAAAAUGGUGCCGGACAAAUUACACAAUUCCCUUCCGAUUGAGUAACGAUUUCCAAAAGCUGCAGUUGAAGGUGAAACGAGAUUUCUACGAGUUUUAGAAACAGAUCAUUUACGUUUGGUUUUUUUUUCAUGGGAUUUGUUUACAAAAAGAAAAAUGAAGAUCGUCACCAGCCUUAUCCUUUUACACUUGAGGUUCUGUUCCUGUCACUUUUCUAUGUAUUUAUUUGUAUUUGUAGUUUAUAUAUAUAUAUACAUAUUGGUGCUAUUAUUAUUAUUAUACCCCAUUUACACUGGAGGGGUCACAGUUGUGGAUCAGAGCCCAGUAAACACUGACUUACUGAUUAGCAGGUCAAACUACAUUUAACGUCUCACUGUCGUCACAUUGUUUCUGCAGCGUUUCAUUCACUGUACGUCAACACAUUGUUCGGACACUGCAAUAUGAAAUAUAAUCCUUAAAGCCCCAGUGUGUAAUUUUUGUAAUUUUCUGGCGGCAUCUGGUGGUAAAGUUGCAAACCGCAACCAACCGAGCGGCCGACAGGGGACACUUUAUGGCGGCGCA
This is a messenger RNA of Scophthalmus maximus (turbot), 2753 nucleotides long. RefSeq names its product BTB (POZ) domain containing 17a (gene btbd17a). The transcript has 3 exons. The record is from RefSeq and is a predicted model, not a curated record. NCBI's taxonomy places the organism in Eukaryota, Metazoa, Chordata, Actinopteri, Pleuronectiformes, Scophthalmidae. Gene Ontology annotation, molecular function: protein binding. The coding region runs from base 503 to 1936 and encodes 477 amino acids.